UACACGCAUGAUAUUAAAUUGAUAUUAUUAACCCACAUCGUUCACUUCAAGUGUUUUUCUCAUUUCCUCAUUUACAUGCUUUAAUAUCAUGUAUUACAUAUCUUUAUUCCAUCUAACAUGGCUUUGCUGUUGCAAAACAAACUUGUUUGUCGAGAUACAUUAAGCGUGGAUAAUAAACGAUCCUGGUGAUAAAGCUUUUCUUAUUAUAGAAAAAUUCCGUUUUAUUCAGGAAGGUGGUUGCGCUUCCGCGUUGUUUUCUAUGAAAUCUCGAACGACCGCGAGACCAAUAGGACUCCGAUCAACUUUGAUCUUUCAUCAUAUCGCUCUGUCGAUUUGGCAAUUAACUUGUGCGCAUAAAUCACGAUUCGCGGCGACUAUACCAACCUACGCUAGUGCUGUUGUCCAUUUUCGCACGUUUUUGUGGUGAAUUUUUCCUUUCUUUCUCUCUCUUCUCACUGACACCUUGGAAAGUAUGCCAAGCACGUAAUUCACGCCUACAGGUGUGCGUGCGUGUUCACGGAGGUUUGGCGUUCGCGCGAACGUAUGCGGAACACGACUCGUGCGAUCGAGUCCGCAACGAAAAUGUGCUCUCACUGCAUUGAAAAUUAAAACAACCUAGCAGACGUAUCUACUGUUUCUCAAGUAUCGCCCGUACGAUGAAUGAGAACGAGGUUUGCCGGCAAAAAGCGUCAUCGUGCGAACCGUUGAACGCAUUUAAUCGGAUGCGUUUUGCUGGUGAUGAGGUGAAUAUGUACUUGUACUGCGUCUUAUUGCAAUACGAAUGAAGUUUGCGUAACCUUUGGUUGAUUGUUCAGAGGUUGUCUCGUCGCAGUUGCUCACAGAUUCUUGUGUAAUUACGUUGCGUUAGUUUAAGCUGGGAUCUUUGCUCGCAAAGCAUAGGAGGAACAAUCUGUCCUGGAGUGGUAUAAGUAGAUCGCCAAUGAACGCAUACAUUUUUUAACUUCAACGAAUCUUUAAAAGAAUCUCUCUAUCAAGAAUACAUCGAAUCAUGUUGCCAUCGUCGAAGUUGCUCCAGGACGAUCCGCCAGAGCUUGCCAACGCAACCACCACCUCCAGGACUUCAACAAACGGACCCACUACGCAGACAACGAUCACCGUCGAAGACGUUGAGAGAAACGAUGACGAUCCUCCGCCUUACAGCGCGAUUGUUCCACCGAAUCACGUCGGUUGGCCGUACAACUUUUCAGGAAAUCGGUAUUCCGCGUGCAAUGCAACAUCCUGCAGGACGGACGCGACUCCGUUGGCUGGCUUCCAACCAGGCCUGACGUCGCCAGGUUUCGAUUCCCAUCCCAGGAGAACCGACGGUCAACACGCGUCAAUCUCGGUGCCAUCAAUGCCUUGCAGGCUGUUCAUGUUCGGCUCUCGCAGAUCUUUGUUCGCGAGAGAAAGUUCCACGGAUAACAUCUCCAUAAUCAAGGAUACAGGUGGAAGGACGCGGAAAUACGGCGCCAUUUUGGUCGGUGGAGCGGUGAUCAUUUUCCUCAUGGUCUUGUCAUUACUAGUGCGGUUUAUUAUGGACAAACAUCUUUGGCGUGGCUAGCCAAGGAUUCUUGGAAGAUGAUGAUAAAACGUACAACGAUCUAGUGCGACGUAUUCUCGAUUUAGACUGAAUCUAGAGUAAGCAUUAUCACAGUGUAAUUCUUCGUCGAAUUGCAGGUGUAAUUAGAGCGUGAUUGUCGCACAAAGAAAAAAAUUCCAGUCCUGUAACUCGUGCGUCAUCUGUUGUGCAUACUUUCAUCGUUCAAUUCACCGGCUAAUAAGUGCGAUAUUUAUGCGUAUUUCUGGAAGUAACAUACGUUUAAGUCCUUUGUUUAAGGUUCAAUGUUUCCUCUUUUUAAUACACACGAUCUAUUUUCUAAUUAAAUGCGAUAUACUGCAGUUCUAAAGCAGUAUUAGAUGCGCCAUAAGACAAUCUGUAAAUAAUUACUCUCGAAUAUUUGUAUAAACUUUUCUGUACUACCUAAAUUAGAAUAUUUUGUACUAUCUGUUUUAUAUCGUAGCUUUUGUACAAUAUUUGUGGAAAUAAGAUUGACAAGUUUCGAGAA
Bombus terrestris (buff-tailed bumblebee) is the source of this 2066-nucleotide messenger RNA. RefSeq lists its product as uncharacterized. The coding region runs from base 1010 to 1561 and encodes 183 amino acids. NCBI's taxonomy places the organism in Eukaryota, Metazoa, Arthropoda, Insecta, Hymenoptera, Apidae. The transcript is spliced from 3 exons. The record is from RefSeq and is a predicted model, not a curated record.